Messenger RNA from Chinchilla lanigera (long-tailed chinchilla), 4161 nucleotides. RefSeq names its product cytochrome P450 2U1. The record is from RefSeq and is a predicted model, not a curated record. Gene Ontology annotation, cellular component: cytoplasm; intracellular membrane-bounded organelle. Gene Ontology annotation, biological process: xenobiotic metabolic process. Gene Ontology annotation, molecular function: oxidoreductase activity, acting on paired donors, with incorporation or reduction of molecular oxygen, reduced flavin or flavoprotein as one donor, and incorporation of one atom of oxygen; iron ion binding; heme binding. NCBI's taxonomy places the organism in Eukaryota, Metazoa, Chordata, Mammalia, Rodentia, Chinchillidae.
CCCGCCAGGAGCCGCGCGGGCCUGCAGGUGCGGCUAGCCGGGCUGGCGCGCGAGUACGGCAGCGUCUUCAGCCUCUUCGUGGGCCCCCAGCGCGUCGUGGUGCUCAGCGACUUCCGCAGCGUGCGCGAGGCGCUGGUGCAGCAGGCCGAGGUCUUCAGCGACCGCCCGCGGGUGCCGCUCAUCUCCAUCGUCACCCAGGAGAAGGGGGUUGUGUUCGCACCCUACGGCCCUGUCUGGCGACAGCAGAGAAAGUUCUCACAUGCCACUCUGCGUCACUUUGGCUUGGGCAAGCUGAGCUUGGAGCCCAAGAUCAUCGAGGAGUUCAAGUGCGUGAAGCAGGAGAUGCAAAGGCACGGGGACUCUCCCUUCAGCCUGGUCCCUGUCGUCAGCAAUGCCGUCUCCAACAUCAUCUGUUCCCUGUGCUUUGGCCAGCGCUUCGAUUACACCAACAGGGAGUUUAAGAAGCUACUGGAUUUGAUGUCACGAGGCUUGGAAAUCUGUCUCAACAGCCAGCUCCUGCUGGUCAACAUGUGCCCCUGGUUCUACUACCUCCCCUUUGGGCCGUUUAAGGAAUUAAGGCGGAUCCAAAACGACAUCACCGUUUUCCUUAAACAGAUCAUCCGUGACCAUCAGGACUCUCUGGACGCCCAGAGCCCGCAGGACUUCAUCGACAUGUACCUUCUGCACGUGGAGGAGGAACGCCAGCGCAACAGCAGCAGCAGCUUCAGUGAGGACUACCUGUUCUACAUCAUCGGGGACCUCUUUGUCGCUGGGACGGACACCACAACUAACUCCUUGCUCUGGUGCCUGCUGUACAUGUGCCUAUACCCUGACGUCCAAGAAAAGGUCCAUGCAGAAAUCAAGAGGGUCAUUGGCCCCACCCGAGCCCCUUCCCUCACUGACAAGGCCCAGAUGCCUUACACAGAGGCCACCAUCAUGGAGGUGCAGAGGCUGACAGUGGUGGUGCCCCUGGCCAUUCCGCACAUGACCUCGGAGAAGACAGUGCUCCAAGGCUACACCAUUCCGAAGGGCACGGUGAUUCUGCCCAACCUGUGGGCUGUGCACAGAGACCCGGCCAUCUGGGAGAACCCAGACGAGUUCCACCCGAGUCGAUUUCUGGAUGACCAAGGACAACUUUUAAAAACAGAAGCCUUUAUUCCUUUUGGGAUAGGGAAGCGGGUGUGCAUGGGCGAGCAGCUGGCCAAGAUGGAGCUGUUCCUGAUGUUCGUGAGCCUGCUGCAGAGCUUUGCGUUCGCGCUGCCCAAGGAUGCUGAGGAGCCUCUGCUCACAGGGAGAUUUGGCCUCACUUCGGCCCCUCAUCCAUUCAAUGUUGUCGUUUCAAAGAGAUAAAGAAGAGCACCCCAAGAAGAGGAGGAGGUGACACCUCAAUAUGUGUCCUAUAAAUGAUUCUUCCUGCUCCUGCUGACAGCACAGCUGAUGCAGGCUGGGAUCAGACCAGAGAGCCACUGGGACCCAGGGAGGGAAGAGGUGUCCCAGCAGGACACCUGAGUAUCUUCGCCCCAGCAAGGCUGUGCUUUCUGAGUCCCCAGGUGCCUGUGCUCCCGGCAGUGGCUUCCACCAUGAGCCAUCUUCUCCUGCAGCCUCUGUCCUCACACAGUACAACGACACUCAGAACUCCCUGCUGUCCUGGCCUCAGAUGUGUCCUGAUGUCCCCAAGAAGUUCUUCCAUGCUGGAGAUGACCCAGUCUCCUGCUGGCUUCUUAAGACCUCUGACACUGUGAAAGUGGAUUUCAGCCUUGAACGCUCUGUCAGAGGGCGUGAGGGCCAAGGGUACAGUGGGGUAGAUCUUUGUUUUUAAAGCAUAGGUUCUGUGUCACUUCUUCGGGCUUGUUCUGGUAUAGGUAUCUUUUGUUUAUGAUUUUAAUUAUGAGUUUUUGUAGAGACAGAAUGAAAUGGACCCUUGUACGCUGAGUACGCUGAGUGAAAAAGAAGUCGGGAUUUCCAAACUCCUGUGAUGAGGUUCUUCCUUCUCCUUCAUCACACCUGCAGUGAGCCUGGAGGAAGGAUGUGGAAUGGGUCCCAGCUCUGCCAGCACGGGACCCUUGAGCCUUCCUCUGGGGAUCGGCCCGCUGCCAGCCCUGUGUAUGACUCCGAAUGGUCACAGACAGGUGGCAUCUUGCCCUCUGGAGAGAACCUCGCUCUUCCUAAAUGUGAGGCCCCUCAUAGAGGACAGUUCUUGGCUGAAGCCCUCUCCGGACUGUUGGGAAAAGGGUGCUGCCACGGCCAGGCUGCUCGUGGGAAGCUGUCACUGUGCCCUGAGGAGUGCCCCCCCGCCACUGCUCCGGGGGUGCUAGCUCUCUCCUGAGACUCAGGGAGGCAAUCUUGGGCAGCCGCGCUGUGAACCUUUCCUCCCCUGCACUGUGCUUAAAGCCUCAACCUGCAUGUUUGUGGUUGUUUUUUUUUUUUGUGGUGCUGGGGAUUGAAGCCAGGGCCUUAUUCGUGCAAGGCAGGAGCUCUUCCACUAAGCCUCAUCCCCAGCCAUACCUUGCGUGUUUGUGACUGUCACCCUAAGAUCCAGCUGCAGCAGAGCAUGGAGGCUCAGGGAAGCUAAGGCACAGGUGACAAAUGCCACCUCUGGGUCAGACUCUGGGCUGGACAGGAGUCUCUGCGCCCUUCUCGGGGCUGCCACCACUUGGUCCCCAGCUAGCCCUGAUGGCCCCUCCUCCUGAUGGGCUCCUCAUGGGAAGUAGUGCUGCCUGUCACAGCACCUGCUUUCUGCAGCUACCUGCUUGAUUGGAGUGACUUUCGGUGUGACUACUUAAAAGCAAGUUCCACCCCAUUUCUUUUUUCUGUUUUUGGAAGACAGCCUCUUGCUAUGUAGUCCAGACUGACCUUGAACUCAAUGAUGAUCCACCUGCCUCAGCCUCCUAAGUGCCGGGAUGAUGGGUGUGUGCCUCCACCCUAUUUGAGUAUGACCUAUGGGUGGUAUUUUUGUUGCUUAAGGUGACUUUUGAAAAUCAGUACAUAUUAUUUGUUAAUGUCAGUUUAAGCCAAAUUUUUAAAAGUUGCUAGACUUCUCUUCAUUUUCAAAACCAUUUUAAACUUACAGUGAUGCCUUAGCUAUGAAGGGUUGGCCUCACAAGGUGAGCUCCCACUGGCCAGGCUGGGGCCACAUUCAGGGCUUGCUCUUUUCUGAGGUGGAGGCAGCCACUGUGCUCCUUCUGCUAGAGAAGAGGGAAGAAAAGACCCAGAGAGGCUGUGACUUUGAGAAUGAAAUGAAAAGCAAAAGUGGGAAGCUCAACUUAGCAUCUGGGUUGGAAAGCUCACCUGCAGCUGCCCCUCUUCCUAGCUGUUUCCAGAUGGGGCAGACCCAGAUCUCCCAACCCCUCCAUCACCUCCCCCCGCCCGGCAGCUGGGUCAUUCUGGGGUUCGGGUGGAGCUUUCCUUUGAUGAGCACAUUCCUGGGCAGACUCCUUCCUGCUCAAGGAGUGGAAAUAACAUAUGUUUAACAGAAACCCAGGAGAGGAAGAAAAGAUGGAAGAUCAGAGUCAGGUAUCACUGUUGGAUUCUACCAUCUCUGCAUCACCUACCACGCCGCUUUUCCCUCUUACGAAUAUAAUUAAGCACUUAGUAUAUAGAUACAUGAGAUACAGGCUAAUCUUUAGGUCUUCAUGUGCCUUGCAGAUUUUUUUUUUUAAAGAAGAAAUGCAAAUCAACUAAAUGCUGAGGAAGUGAGCAAAAUGGAGAGGCGACCAGACUGUGGACAGGAGAUCUGAGUGUGGGUGAUGCCAGGCCUCCAGCACGACAGUCUGCUCCUGACAGGAAAUGCCUGUGCUUACAAACUGCACUAGUACCUCAGCACUAACAGGUUUCCUGCUCUAAUUUAUACAUGGAUUUUCAGUAUUUCUAACCAAAGAGUUUGUAGCUUACUUGAAAAAAUGAGCUUUGAGAACUUGAAGAUUGUCAGAAUCUGACGCUUAUUAAACUUUUAAAUGCAAUGCCUCAAACUGUAGCACUUUAAAAAGAUCUUUGUUACUCUUGAUGCUUUUCCUGCAGAUACUGACAUUUUACAAUUUUUUGUACUUCAUGGUUUAUCAGAAAUAUUAAAUAAUUGUACUGUUUUAUAAAUCUGCCUAACACCUUAGUUCUCACCUUUAUCAGAGUUUUUGAUGCCUUUAGUAAACUUUUCACUUUCAUGGA